Molecule: messenger RNA, 885 nt
Organism: Penicillium olsonii
Lineage: Eukaryota; Fungi; Ascomycota; Eurotiomycetes; Eurotiales; Aspergillaceae
Source: the annotation of a GenBank genome assembly
AUGGAUCCCAACUCUGGCUAUCCUGCCGGCUAUCCCGUCCCGACUCAGAGCCCCCAAAAUCAACAGAUGCCCUUCUACCCUAAUCCAGCUCCCGCAUACCCCCAGCCCAAGACACCAUCCACUCAGCAAUUUGGUGCUAUGCCAAUGCAGCCAGGUCCUGGUGGAGCAAUGGUUCCUUCAGGUUUCCCCCAGUCAUCCGCACCAAUGGAAAACUACUCGGCGCCCUUCACGCAAGCCCCCAUGCCCGGCCCCAUGGGCCAAUUCGUCCCUCCUCCAGGCACAUCCGGCGCGAACAUGCCCUCCCAAGUAGCACAGACUUUCUCUCAGAAUAUGGCAUCGAUAUCAGCAAACAACUUGCUCAACGCGCAACCCAAACCCCCUUCACAAAUGAACUCCCCACAAAGCGGUGCAUCCCCUGGGACUCCGGCCCAGGCCCAGGCCCAAGCCCAGCUUGCCGCGCGUGAAAAGGCUCGUGUCACGGUUCUCCUCGAUAUCAACUCGGCUCUGCUGGAGGAGGUUGUGAACCUUCAGGCCGCUGGCAAGGCUGGACCGGCGUCCAACCCGGACACCAACUCACCGACCUCCGAGGCCCCAGAUGCAUCCAAGGCGAACCAGAAACCCAGCCCAGAAUAUAUCGAAUGCAUGCGCCGCCUACAAGCCAACCUUGCCUAUCUAGCGACCAUCGCCGAUCGCGCGAAAAAGGCUGGUGGCGUGGUCCCUCAAACACUGGCGAUCAUGACCCCGCCCCCUAACCUCCCGGCUGUAAACGAGUUGUACGCCAAACUAAAUGAUCUUUUCCCUCGAUCGGGCAAGGCUUCCACUCCCCAACGACUCAGCCCCAACGGCGGGCCCAGUCCCCGCUCCAUGAAUGACUCGAUGGUCUGA